AAACAACAAGAAAAAAUGUUCCUCUCUGUGCUUUGUGGGAACGUAAACCUAAGAAGUUUGCCAGUGUGUUCAAAAAUUUUAAUGAAGUGUAACCACUGUUCCACCCUGCUCAAGCGUGGGAGCUCGCCUUGUCUUCAACCCUGAGUUGCUGGAAGGUGAAUUGAAUCCAUGGGGAGGAACUCGCUAAAGGUUCGACUUUGCCCUCGGAGGAUUUGUUCAACGAUUUGGCUGGUUGCGCAGACAAGGUGUUCGAUGGAAUGCCCAGGAGAGGAGGCUUGUUGGUUGUUUUCUUCUGAUGAGGUAACGGUAGUAGUAUGAUCUUGAAUUCAUCUCCUAUUUUGCAAUGUGGAUGUACAAUUAAAUAUCUCUUCUUUUACAUUGCAGUUGUACAGUUGAAUAUCAAGCAGUUUAGGUUCCAUUGACAGAUAACAAUGUUUAAGGCUUCCAUACAAAGAAAAAUAAAAUACAUCGUUUAGGACAUAUAUAUCGUUUAGGAGAUGUAUAUUGCAAUACUGUUCGUUCAAGAGCUAGCAGAUGCGUAGUUGAAUAUAUAUAGGCAUUAUUUAGGACUUGGAUCAGUUGACCCAUAGGCACUGCUACUCUGCAGUUUUCUAAUAUGGAGGUGGUCCUGUUGCAAUAGCUUAUACUUAUCCAUUUCCACCUAACUCAGCUGACCUCGCAUAAUAGCAUCUUCUCCUAGCUGUGUUGGUGCUUGCGGGUUGAAGCCCAUGGGUGCCAAGGAAGGUUUCUCUCCGACAACCAUCCCCUGCCUCUUGCUUCUGUUCUGCUUAGGCUGCAAAUGUCUAGCGUCAGAGCUUCAGGUGACCCAGACGGCAACAGUCAAGGUUGAUGCCUCGCCGGAGCAUGCUCGGAAGAUCCCUGAUACACUAUUUGGGGUGUUUUUUGAGGAGAUCAAUCAUGCUGGAGCUGGUGGAAUAUGGGCAGAACUUGUUAGUAACAGAGGUUUUGAAGCUGGAGGCCCCCAUACUCCAUCAAACAUUCACCCAUGGUCUACCAUUGGUGAUGACUCUUCCAUUUUUGUGGCAACUGAUAGAUCAUCAUGUUUCAGUCGAAACAUUAUAGCUCUAAGGAUGGAGGUCCUCUGCAAUGAUUGUCCAGCUGGAGGUGUUGGCAUUUACAACCCAGGGUUCUGGGGCAUGAACAUUGAGGAUGGAAAGACCUACAAUCUAGUUAUGUACGUUAAGUCACCAGAAACAGCAGACUUGACAGUUUCACUAACAAGCCUGGAUGGGUUACAAAAUCUGGCUUCAGUCAAUAUAAAAGUUGAUGGCACGUCAAAUUGGACAAAACUGGAGCAGAAGUUGGUUGCGAACGGAACCAAUAGAACCUCAAGGCUUCAGAUAACAACUAAUAAGAAAGGAGUUGUAUGGUUCGAUCAAGUAUCACUCAUGCCUGCAGACACAUACAAGGGACAUGGUUUUCGCACAGAUCUUGUAUCCAUGCUUUCGGAUUUAAAACCACGAUUUUUAAGAUUCCCUGGAGGUUGCUUUGUAGAAGGUGAGUGGUUAAGAAAUGCAUUCAGGUGGAGAGAAUCUAUUGGUCCAUGGGAAGAGAGGCCUGGACACUUUGGCGAUGUUUGGCAUUACUGGACUGAUGAUGGCCUUGGAUAUUAUGAAUAUCUUCAGCUUUCUGAGGAUCUUGGUGCUGCUCCAGUCUGGGUAUUCAACAAUGGAAUCAGCCACCACGAUGAAGUUGAUACUGCUAUAAUCGCUCCUUUUGUAAAGGAUGUAUUGGACAGCCUAGAAUUUGCAAGGGGGAGUGCUAACUCAACAUGGGGCUCUGUUAGAGCUGCAAUGGGGCACCCAGAACCAUUCCUGGUCCAAUAUGUUGCAAUUGGAAAUGAAGAUUGCGGGAAAAAACAUUACCGUGGUAAUUAUCUGAAGUUCUACAAUGCAAUAAGGGAGGCCUAUCCAGAUAUUCAAAUGAUUUCAAACUGUGAUGGUUCAUCUAGACCACUUGACCAUCCUGCUGAUUUAUUUGACUUCCAUGUUUAUACCGACUCUAAGACUUUGUUUUCCAUGAGGAACACAUUUGACAGAACAUCUCGUGAUGGGCCCAAGGCUUUUGUUAGUGAGUAUGCAGUUUGGAAAAGCGACGCAGGUAAAGGAAGUCUUCUUGCUUCAUUGGCAGAAGCUGCUUUCCUAACUGGAUUGGAGAGGAAUAGUGACAUUGUUCAGAUGGCCAGUUAUGCACCGUUAUUUGUAAACGCCAACGACCGAAAGUGGAACCCGGACGCUAUUGUCUUCAAUACCUGGCAACAUUAUGGGACUCCUAGUUACUGGAUGCAGACGCUAUUCGGUGAGUCCAGCGGGGCUAUAGUUCAUCCAAUCACAAUCAACUCCAGAUACUCUAGGUCUCUAGCGGCAUCUGCAAUUACUUGGCAGGAUUCGGGGAAUAGCUUCCUGAGAGUAAAGAUUGUAAACUUUGGAUCACAUGCUGUAAGAGUCAGAAUCUCCAUAACCGGACUUGGCACUAGCGUCAAUGCAAUAGGAUCAACCGUCACAGUUCUCACAUCCGGCAAUGUGAUGGAUGAAAAUUCUUUCAGUCACCCACAGAAGGUCGUGCCAGUCAAGAGGCAGCUGCGGGAUGCAGCAGAGCGAAUGCGUGUCAAGCUGGCUCCUCACUCGCUCACAUCAUUCGAUCUCGCGCUGGCUCAGUCCAAACUUGUCACUCUAGUCGAGAAAGAUGAAGAAUACCUGAUAUCAAGAGUUUGAUACUGAUAUAUGCAUCAAUAAUUAGGGAGUUUUUAGUAUCUUGAGAAUGCAGUGUGUAUGGUACCACCAAGCACAUAAUAUCUCCAUUAGGAAUUAUAUUGUCAAACACUCAAACUUAUCUAACUUUGAUCAAGUUUAUAUAGAAAAGUAUGAACAUCCACAACAAUAAAUUAGUUUAAUUGAGUCCACUAUGAAAUAUGUCUUGAUAGUGCACUUAUUUGGUGAUGUAGAUGUUAAUAUAUUUUUCUUUAAAUUUGGCCAAA
This is a messenger RNA of Panicum hallii, 2998 nucleotides long. Its product is annotated as alpha-L-arabinofuranosidase 1-like. Bases 729 to 2735 code for a protein of 668 amino acids. Gene Ontology annotation, molecular function: alpha-L-arabinofuranosidase activity. Gene Ontology annotation, biological process: L-arabinose metabolic process. NCBI's taxonomy places the organism in Eukaryota, Viridiplantae, Streptophyta, Magnoliopsida, Poales, Poaceae. The transcript has 18 exons. The record is from RefSeq and is a predicted model, not a curated record.